UAACUUCAGGUUUAACUCUGGUCAUUAUCCAGAUAACUAAAGCUUUAACUCAGGUUGAACUCUGGUUUAACUCUGGUCAUUAUCCAGAUAACUUCAGCUGUAACUCAGGUUUAACUCUGGUCAUUAUCCAGAUAACUUCAUGUUUAACUCAAGUUUACCUCCUGUGAUGAUGUUGUUGUGAUGUUUCAGGCGAAAACCGGUUCCGCUCUCCUCUCGAGUGGGACAUGGUCGGUAAGAACUUAUUCGCCAUGGCGGUGGAGGGCGUGGUUUUCUUCAUCAUCACCGUCCUCAUCCAGUACAAGUUCUUCAUCAAGCCCAGCUCCGUCAGUAAACUCACUAAACUUGGUCCACUCGGUGAGGAGGAUGAGGACGUGGCGCGUGAGAGACAGAAGAUUGUCCAUGGUCUUGGACAUGGAGACAUCCUGGAGCUGCGGCAGCUUACUAAGGUGUUUAAGAGGAAGCAGAAACCGGCCGUCGAUCGACUGUGCGUCGGGAUUCCGCCUGGAGAGGGUUUCGGCCUCCUUGGUGUGAACGGAGCAGGAAAAACUACAACCUUUAAGAUGCUGACCGGAGACACAGUGGUGACCAGUGGAGAAGCCUUCCUGGCUGGGAAGAGUAUCCUGAGGGAAAUAGAUGAGGUCCAUCAGAACAUGGGUUACUGUCCUCAGUUUGACGCCAUCAACGAGCUGCUAACAGGAAGAGAACAUCUGGAGCUGUACGCCGUACUCAGAGGUGUCCCUGAACACCAAGUCUGCCAUGUGGCAGAGUGGGGGAUCAGGAAGUUGGGUCUGAUCAAAUACGCUGACAAAGCAGCAGGAAGUUACAGCGGAGGAAACAUGAGGAAACUGUCCACUGCCAUGUCUCUGAUCGGCGCUCCGCCCGUUGUCUUCCUGGACGAGCCCACAACCGGCAUGGACCCUAAAGCUCGCCGCGCUCUCUGGAACUGCAUCCUCAGUGUCAUCAAGGAGGGACGCUCUGUGGUCCUCACCUCACACAGUAUGGAGGAGUGUGAGGCUCUGUGCACCAGGAUGGCCAUCAUGGUCAACGGCAGGUUCAGAUGUUUGGGCAGCGUCCAACACCUGAAGAACAGGUUUGGUGAUGGUUACACCAUCAUCCUGCGGGUCACAGGUCACGACCCUGACCUGGUUCCUGUGAUGAAGUUCAUCGAGAGCGAGCUGCGCGGCAGCACGUUGAAGGAGCGUCAUCGUAACAUGCUUCAGUAUCAGCUGCCGUCCUCGCUCACCUCGCUCGCUCACAUCUUCUCCGUCCUCGCCGACAACAAGGACACGCUACACAUCGAGGACUACUCCGUCACGCAGACCACGCUCGACCAGGUGUUUGUGAAUUUUGCGAAGGACCAGAGCGACGACUAUCACUCCAAAGACAAUGCUGUGAGACACAAAGACGUGUCCGUCCACGUCCCCGCGCUCAACACUGGCGCCGCAGAGGGCCACGACCACACGCUGACAGAGAGCGUCAUGUGACAACCUGAAGACCUGACCCCUCCCCCCCACCUGAUUUUAGUGGGUGGAGUCACCUCCUGCCUUAUGCCAGUCAAUGCAAGGGAUUUUUUGUCGCAGCCGCUGACCUGUGACCUGUGACUGUUCUCCGGCCGCUGACCUGUGUGUGUGUGCGUGUGCGUGUGUGCGCUGUGGUGUGUGUGUGUGUGUGUGUGUGUGUGUUCUGGACUAACGAUGAAGAAUCUGAAUCAUUUCAAACGUCCAAAGACGAGACUGAAAAUCAGUGUUUUAAAAAACCUUUAGAUUUUUUUAUUUAUGUUUAAAUGUAAUCUGUUUCCUGUUGAACAGCCAAUCACAGCGUUCCGUGUUGAUUUGACAGAUUUGUUCGUGUGGGUGUGAAACAGUGAAUGACCUCAUCGGCUCCUCACACUACGGUAUUGAACGGUGAUCAGCUGAUCAUUGAUCCUCACUCAUGUUUGUUUUUGUGUCUGAGCUGCGACCAGCAGGAGGCGACACUGACACCAGCAGCACUUUGUUUCUCUUUGCACUGAUGAUGUCAUGAUGAUGUCAUGUGACAACAAACGCUGAUGGGAAAAACUGUUACUGACCCUGAACAAGUCUCAUUAAAGGAACCAAAUCUA
Messenger RNA from Solea senegalensis (Senegalese sole), 2101 nucleotides. Its product is annotated as phospholipid-transporting ATPase ABCA1-like. The record is from RefSeq and is a predicted model, not a curated record. The transcript is spliced from 10 exons. Gene Ontology annotation, biological process: transmembrane transport; phospholipid efflux. Bases 225 to 1484 code for a protein of 419 amino acids. Gene Ontology annotation, cellular component: membrane; intracellular membrane-bounded organelle. Lineage: Eukaryota; Metazoa; Chordata; Actinopteri; Pleuronectiformes; Soleidae. Gene Ontology annotation, molecular function: phosphatidylcholine floppase activity; ATP hydrolysis activity; ATP binding.